AUGACGCGUGGUAAUCAGCGCGAGAAGGCGCGCGAGAAGGCCCAGAAGAAACUACAGGACGCCGCCAAGGGCAAUAAGAAGGGUGGCACAACACUCGCUCGCGAGAAGGAGAGCAAUGCAGAGAUUAUGAGGAAGAAGCAAGCAGACGCAGAUGCACGACGUGCAGCGGAAAAGGCGGCUGGGACAUAA
Messenger RNA from Protomyces lactucae-debilis, 189 nucleotides. RefSeq lists its product as uncharacterized. Bases 1 to 189 code for a protein of 62 amino acids. NCBI's taxonomy places the organism in Eukaryota, Fungi, Ascomycota, Taphrinomycetes, Taphrinales, Protomycetaceae. The transcript has 3 exons. The record is from RefSeq and is a predicted model, not a curated record.